AUGCUAGCAGCGUCAUCAAUGGGUGAUGAGCAUGAAAUGUCGAGUUUGAGGGAGAGGCGAAAGAAGUCCCCUAUAAGCCUUUCUUGUUUCUUCCAACGAAACCAUUCAUUUGAUGGCUCCUCCUCGUCGCCGCGUUCUCCGACGUCGACUCCGAAGAAAUCUCCUUCGGCGUGGAUUCGAUCAAAGGCUCAUGAUUUCCCUGAAAUUAAACACAAAUGCCGGAACCUUAUAUCGCGCAUAGGGCGACAGCGCUGCCAUUCUUCUGCUGAUUUUAGCUAUGAUCCUUUGAGUUACUCCCUCAACUUCGACCAUGAUGAUCAUGCUUACGAAUUUUGUGGCAGCCACCUUUCAGAAAUCACGACCAAGAAUGAUGUCAGUAUUUGA
Messenger RNA from Fraxinus pennsylvanica, 384 nucleotides. The record is from the annotation of a GenBank genome assembly. NCBI's taxonomy places the organism in Eukaryota, Viridiplantae, Streptophyta, Magnoliopsida, Lamiales, Oleaceae.